AUGGCAGGUCCUGUGAAGUCAAGAGAGGUUUGUGCCAAUUGUGCUCGAAGGAAGGUCAAAUGUGAUCGGUUGGUUCCCUGCGGGAAUUGUGUGCGGCGAGGUUUGGAAGUUAGUUGUAAUCCCAAUGGUUCAGGAUCAGGAUCAGGAUCAGGAUUAGGUCCAGGGUUCGAUGAAUCUGUCUCCAAUGUCUCCAGCAAGAGUUCUCUUGCUCUAUGGCAAGCUUACGAACGUUAUGUGGUAGAUAUCGGGCUCUUCAAAGUCUCGAAUCAAGAUGUCAAGGACGCUUAUGAAGAUGUCAGCAGUGAUAUCCACGAAACUGAAUACCUGAUGGCAUGUUUGAACGAAGAGGACUCUUAUUCCCUAUUAAACUACGCUGUAGAGAACUUGGGUCCUCUUUUCUUUGGUUGUCUGGCAGAUGUAAGCGAGUUGUACCCAAUGCUAGAUAGAUAUUGGCAAAGGAGAAACUUGCAUAGACAAAAAAAUGGUUCAGUGAUAUUCUCUGUAGAUGAAAAUUACGAAACAACUCUACUGUGGUCUAUAUUUGCAUUAUCAGUAUAUUAUAUCGAUUGUCAGCAACUGGAUGCACUGUUUGAAUCCGAUGUCUUGAGUCGAGUUUUGGAUAUAUCAUCAUCACCUUCUUCCCGCGCAAAAACUAUAACAGAACAAGUUCAAUCGCAACUAUUUGAUUUCAUCAUUAAAUUGAUCACUGUGUUGCUGUAUAAGACAAACUUCAUGACAUACCCAGAUAUCAGACUGGUCCAGAUACACAUCAUUUUAAGCGCAACUUCGUUCCUCACUUCACACAGAUCCCUGUCAGAUAGUAUUUUAUUACAGAGCUUCAGUGUAGCCAAAAUGUACCAACUUGGAAAUCUACAACGCAGUGUCAACGACUCGACCAUCGAACAAUUGAUUAAAAUCACUACAGAAAAGAUGUGGUAUCGUUUAUGUAUAUCGGAUUACCUAAGUUCAGGUCCUAGUAACAGAAUAACGUUCCAUCAUCAGAUAUCUUCACUUUUACAGCAACAACUGCCAAAUGAGGAUUCAUCGAAUCUGGAUGUAUGCCAGAGCGAAGAUACUUUCGAUUCAUUGUUUUGGAAAAUAUUAUCUCUGGAUAGAGACAUAGACCAGUAUCUCAUCAGAGAUUCAAAACCUCCAAUGAAAACAUUGGAUGCAAUUUCCAAGUUCGAAGAAAAUUUACACGAAAGAGUAAGCUCUAUUGGUGAACUAGAAUCUAAAAAUUCGCAGUUCGAGAAAUUUAUUUUAAUUUACUUGUUGAAUAGCAUUUCAUGGAAAUUAAACAAGUCAUAUUUUAUUUAUUAUGACACUAGUGGAAGUUUGGAAAAAAGUAUGCAUCACGUUAAAGUCAUGAUUGAAUUGUUGGUGAAAAAUUUCAACCAUUCUCCAUUAUUUAACAAACAUCCCAUCGUCAUCAACUGUUUUUCAAAAAUAAGUUUAUUCUAUUCAUUCUACUAUACGUUCAAUGACUCUACGACACUGAAGGAUUUAUGUCUCGACAUCAAUGAAGUAAUAAUGAACCUAUCUGAUCUCUUCAAACCGGCAUUAUCAAAAUUAAUCAUUCUAAUUACCAGAUUUAAAAAACUUAAGUUGAUUUGGGAUCAAGUCAAAGUGCUGGAUUCAGAUAAUGCCUUAAAUCACCCUGUUAUAACUAUCUUGAAAGAUGAUAUCAAUUUUAUAAAGAAAAGCAUCAAUCACCUACCUCCAAUAAUAUCAGGGACUUCGAGUUCUAUGCUAUACAAAAGAACCCUAGACGACGAAGAUAUAGAUGCUUUCAAAGGAAACAAGAGUGAAGCAUUUAAACUAAUCAUCUCUGAAUUCGAGUCUGAGUUCAACAUCCAAGAAAUUAUAUAUUAA
This is a messenger RNA of Vanderwaltozyma polyspora DSM 70294, 1872 nucleotides long. It is a transcript of the gene CEP3, whose product is annotated as Cep3p. Gene Ontology annotation, biological process: regulation of DNA-templated transcription. The record is from RefSeq and is a predicted model, not a curated record. NCBI's taxonomy places the organism in Eukaryota, Fungi, Ascomycota, Saccharomycetes, Saccharomycetales, Saccharomycetaceae. The transcript has a single exon. Gene Ontology annotation, cellular component: nucleus. Gene Ontology annotation, molecular function: zinc ion binding; DNA-binding transcription factor activity, RNA polymerase II-specific. Bases 1 to 1872 code for a protein of 623 amino acids.